AAGAGGACAAAGGCGGCGCGCCGCCUGUGUCAUCCGCCAUCUUGUGCGAAGCAAGGUGGCCUCCACGUUCCCCGAACGUCUUCUUCGCUUCUGCCUCGACCGCCCCUUGAUCACAGACAUGUCUCGGGACCGGUUCCGAAGUCGGGGCGGUGGCGGUGGCGGUUUCCACCGACGCGGAGGGGGAGGCGGCCGCGGCGGCCUCCACGAUUUCCGCUCUCCGCCACCCGGCAUGGGCCUCAAUCAGAACCGCGGACCUUUGGGGCCCGGCCCGGGCCAGGGCGGCCCCAAGCCUCCGAUCCCGCCACCGCCUCCGCACCAGCAACAGCAGCAGCCACCGCCGCAGCAGCCGCCACCACAGCAGCCGCCGCCGCUUCAGCCGCCGCCGCACCAGCCGCCGCAUCCGCAGCCGCCGCAUCAGCCGCCGCCGCCGCCACAGGACUCAUCUAAGCCUGCCGUCCCUCAGGGACCCGGCCCUGCUCCCGGAGUAGGCAGCGCUCCCCCGGCCUCCGGCUCGGCGCCGCCCGCCACACCCCCGACUUCGGGGGCCCCCACGGGGCCAGGCCCCACCCCGACCCCGCCGCCCGCUGUCACCUCGGCGCCCCCCGGGGUGCCCCCGCCCGCGCCGCCGAGCAGCGGGGUCCCCACCACCCCCCCUCAGGCUGGCGGCCCGCCGCCUCCACCCGCGGGGGUCCCGGGCCCCGGGCCUAAGCAGGGCCCAGGAGCCGGCGGCCCCAAAGGCGGCAAAAUGCCAGGCGGGCCGAAGCCCGGCGGCGGCCCGGGCCUAAGCACUCCUGGCGGCCACCCCAAGCCGCCGCACCGAGGCGGCGGGGAGCCCCGCGGGGGCCGGCAACACCACCCGCCCUACCACCAGCAGCACCACCAAGGGCCGCCGCCCGGCGGGCCCGGGGGCCGCAGCGAGGAGAAGAUCUCUGACUCCGAGGGGUUUAAAGCCAACUUGUCUCUCUUGAGGAGGCCUGGAGAGAAAACUUACACGCAGCGUUGUCGGUUGUUUGUUGGUAAUCUACCUGCUGAUAUCACGGAGGAUGAAUUCAAAAGAUUAUUUGCUAAAUAUGGAGAACCAGGAGAAGUUUUUAUCAACAAAGGCAAAGGAUUUGGAUUUAUUAAGCUUGAAUCUAGAGCAUUAGCUGAAAUUGCUAAAGCUGAACUUGAUGAUACACCCAUGAGAGGUAGACAGCUUCGGGUUCGAUUUGCCACACAUGCUGCUGCCCUUUCUGUUCGAAAUCUUUCACCUUAUGUUUCCAAUGAACUGUUGGAAGAAGCCUUUAGUCAGUUUGGUCCUAUUGAAAGGGCUGUUGUAAUUGUGGAUGAUCGUGGAAGAUCUACAGGGAAAGGCAUUGUUGAAUUUGCUUCUAAACCAGCAGCAAGAAAAGCAUUUGAAAGAUGCAGUGAAGGUGUUUUCUUACUAACAACAACUCCUCGUCCAGUCAUUGUGGAACCCCUUGAACAGUUAGAUGAUGAAGAUGGUCUUCCUGAAAAACUUGCACAGAAGAAUCCAAUGUAUCAAAAGGAGAGAGAAACCCCUCCUCGUUUUGCCCAGCAUGGCACAUUUGAGUAUGAGUAUUCUCAGAGGUGGAAGUCCCUGGAUGAAAUGGAAAAACAGCAGCGGGAACAAGUUGAAAAAAACAUGAAAGAUGCAAAGGACAAAUUGGAAAGUGAAAUGGAAGAUGCCUAUCAUGAGCAUCAGGCAAAUCUUUUGCGUCAAGAUCUGAUGAGACGCCAGGAAGAAUUAAGACGCAUGGAAGAACUUCACAAUCAAGAAAUGCAGAAACGUAAAGAGAUGCAAUUGAGGCAAGAGGAGGAACGACGUAGGAGGGAAGAAGAGAUGAUGAUUCGUCAACGUGAGAUGGAAGAACAAAUGAGACGCCAAAGAGAGGAAAGUUAUAGCCGGAUGGGCUACAUGGAUCCGAGAGAAAGAGACAUGAGAAUGGGCGGUGGAGGAGCAAUGAACAUGGGAGAUCCCUAUGGUUCAGGAGGCCAGAAAUUUCCACCUCUAGGUGGUGGUGGUGGCAUAGGUUAUGAAGCUAAUCCUGGAGUUCCACCGGCAACAAUGAGUGGUUCCAUGAUGGGAAGCGACAUGCGUACUGAGCGCUUUGGGCAGGGAGGUGCGGGACCUGUGGGUGGACAGGGUCCUAGAGGAAUGGGGCCUGGAACUCCGGCAGGAUAUGGUAGAGGGAGAGAAGAGUAUGAAGGCCCAAACAAGAAACCCCGAUUUUAGAUGUGAUAUCUAGGCUUUCAUUCCAGUUUGUUUUUGUCUUUUCUUGUUUAGAUAGCAAUCUUUUAAAUUCUUGCAUUUUAGUAAGAAAGCUACCUUUUUAUGGAUGUUAGCAGUUUAUUGACCUAAUAUUUGUAAAUGGUCUGUUUGGGCAGGUAAAAUUAUGUAAUGCAGUGUUUGAAACAGGGGAAUUUUUUUUUCCUUUUUUUCCUUUUUUUUUUUUUAACUGUAUAAUGUCCCUCAAUUUAUGGCAGUGUACCUUGUGCCACUGAUUUCCAAAGUGUACCAAUUUUUUUUUUUUACUGUGCUUCAAAUAAAUAGAAAAAAUAGUUAAGAUUUUGAUCUUCAACUUUGCCAUUCAUGCUUCUAUGCACAUUAGGCUAGGUGUUCCACUUGGAAAGCAUAAGAGUGUCUAGGCCUUUGAGUGGCAUAUGCCAUUUCUGGGAAAUGUAUUUGUAGGCUAAGUAUUGCUUUCUACAUUUAAGUACCCCCUUGUUUUAAAAAGAAGAAAUGCAUAUUGAAUAGUUUCAUGAUUUGAUUUGUUUGGCAUUAUAGGAAGCAAGCCGGUGCUAGUAUUUUCAAAUGGCUAUGUAAGCAAAGCUGAACUGUAAAUCUUCAUUCAGGAAUGUGUAUUAAGAUUAUGGAAUGGGUGUAAGACUAUUGGUAGGGGGAGAAAGUGGGUAUGACUUAAAUGGAUCUUUUACGGCCCUAUGAUCUAUCCUUUCCUUGAAAGUUUCUGAAGAACAAGUGGAAAGAUCAUUUUGUUGCAUUCCUCCAUUCUUGUUUUUUAAAGAACGAGUCCCAAGCCCUACGAACGGCUUGUAUUGAACAUUCACAUCUGAAUUAAAGAUUGUUAAACAUGAAGUCUUUUCAUGUAUUACUUCAAGUGAUUUAUAAAGAUGGGGUUUAGUCUGAAUAAUUAAACUCGAAAGUAAGGUAUAGUCAUCAUAAAGUAGGUUUGGCUAUGUAUACAUUUGUACUCUUAACUUUUACAUCUCCUUGUGGUACUUCUGUUGGGCAAAAAUCUGUAGGACUAUAAAAAAAACUUAUUUUCUUUUCUAAGAGCUGGUAGUGACUUAAUAACAAAUAGGGUUGCAGAGAACUAUACUUACUGUGAAAUAUUUUUAACGUGUUUUUCCAUAGUUUCCUUUUGAUGUAGCACUAAAUCUGGAGAGUUGCUCGUGCUACACAGUACAAAUAUCCUUUCCUCCCACCAUAAAGCUUUGGAGCUUUUCGAUGGUGUUGUCAGUUUAUUGUCAACUUCAUUGAAUCUCCUUUCAUUAGAGACAUUUUGACUUAUUAAUAAAAUAGAUUGUUACUGUUGUCUGUUAGUACAAUGGGAACCUGCUUUCCCAUGUUUAUAUUGUUAGCAGAGGAAUAACUUCCUAAAAGUAGUAGGUAAGGUAACUGAAUGGUUUGGCUUUGUUCUUAGUUAUGUUUCCAUUCAAAUUUGUACAUUAUAGAACUCUUACUAUGGAAUGUGUCUUCCUCCUUUUCACCUCUGUUGGUGUUAAUUGGCAAAAGUAAAAUUCUAAACCAAAUCUUUGUUUAAAUACUGAAGGCUUAGUAUUGUGCCUGAGUACAAAGGGAAACCUGUUGUUGAAACAAUUGAGCACUCGUGCAUAGGAAACCUGUUAAUACUAAAAGUAAAACACUAGUGGAGUAUAAAGGCAUGCCACCGAAUUCUGGUUGUGUGACUGACAGGUACCUGGUGUACUAAUUAAGGGAGAGAAUCUCAUUAGAAAAUGUUCAUUAUUUCUGUUCACCAAGACACUUGGAAAUGAGUAGUUCUACCAGAAUUAUAUCAAUGAGGAAGUUUUGUCCCAAGUCAAGUUAUUAAUUGGUGAUAAUGUAUGAGAUUUUCUGUACCGGAAACAAGGGUCUUGAUUUGAAAGGAGUCCAUUACAAUUUGAUUGAAUUGUAUGGUAGGGACUCCACUAAUGAUAAGAAAAUAAGGGGUGUUCAUGGGACACCCACAGAGGGUGAACUUGAAUGUGUGGGCGGGGGCUGGUGGGGAAAUGGAAAAAUCUGCCUAUAAAAUUAAUGUUUCAGUUUAUUUUUCAGAUUACAUGCCUUUCUUUAUAAGGGAUGCUGGCACAGACCCCUAAAAUAAGCUUUUGGUAGUACUGUACCUUUGAAGAGUGGUGAAGGAUGCUAAUGGAUAAUCUCCUGAAAGUUGUGGUUUUGAUAGCCUCAUUGUGUAGAAUUGCUAAACGUUGUUUAGCAAGUAAUGUUGCUUAGUUUCAACUAAGUUUUGACUUUAAUCACUGAAACAGCAGCGUACCAAGGGUCGUAAGCUACUCAAAUAGACUUUCAACAAGUCUUGGAAUGUAUAUGAUAGUUUUUAGCCUAAUGGGAAUUUGAAUCAUCUUUAAAAGUAGAUUCCUAAAAGCUGAUUUAUGAAACUUGGGGGUGGGAAAGGGAAAGUAGUACUUUUGAAGUAUUUUAGCCAUUUUUCUCAUUUAAAGAAACCACCUGCCCCCGUUUCCUCUUCUCCACUUUCUCUCAUAAUUUUGUUUUAAGAGGAACACUGAUUGUUUUUAAACUUAUUACUCCUCUUAUAAUUCCUAAUCUUUAAAAACUGCAUUCUCUAAGAGAUCCCAGUGUAUUUAAUAGGUGUUUUAGAAACUUAACCCAUUGGCUCAACGUUUAGUGAAACCAUAAUCCUCUUUGCUUAGAUAAACUUCUAAGAAAUACUAUAAGCCCCACCACUCUUUAUUAGAUGUAUUAUACCACUAAUAUAAACAUAAUAAUUUGGGAAAUUGUAAUGUUACGCCUGUGCAAUUUUUAUAAGUGGCAUAUUAUGGCAGAUAAAAAUUUAGAUACUUGGCUUUUCUUGGGCAAGCCACUAAGUUGUGGCGGAAUAUUUUCUGGUGUUCUUGGACUGCAAUUAUGCACUAUUAAAGUAGUCGCCUGCUACAUAACUGCAUUUAGCCAGCAUUUCUGCAGUGCGUAACUGUGAGGAACGUAGUACCGCAAAUGGCAAUGGACAUUAGGACCCGGAUGUAGUAUUCCUGCUUGCUCCGAGAUUCUCAUUGCCGACUGCAUACAGGUAAGAAUGAUUGAUGUUGGCUGAUAUUGGAGUGUUCAUUCCGUUGAAGUGGAUAAGAUAUUUGUUCUCAAGACAUCACACAGCAUGAGCUGAUCAAGAAGGAAAGCUACAGCUUGUUAGACUGAUGAAAUAUCUAGGAUCCGGUGAACUCUGUCCCGAAAACCAGUGAGGAAGAGAGCAAAGAAGAAUAAAACAACCUGUUGUUUAAUAAAGACAUUUUAAAAUCA
This is a messenger RNA of Lagenorhynchus albirostris (white-beaked dolphin), 5512 nucleotides long. RefSeq names its product splicing factor proline and glutamine rich (gene SFPQ). Gene Ontology annotation, molecular function: RNA binding. Gene Ontology annotation, cellular component: nucleus. The record is from RefSeq and is a predicted model, not a curated record. Gene Ontology annotation, biological process: regulation of DNA-templated transcription. Lineage: Eukaryota; Metazoa; Chordata; Mammalia; Artiodactyla; Delphinidae. The coding region runs from base 119 to 2236 and encodes 705 amino acids. The transcript has 13 exons.